AGUGUGCAAUGUGUUUAUAAUUGUUUUAUUUCACUGUCUAGAAUAGAUUACGUAUUCAUCGUGAUUUUCCACGACAACUGAGACGUAUGUUUAUGGAUAGACGUUAGCUCGCGUCAGUGUCAAGUCAACGGUUAACAUCAGUAAUCCACAUAAAUUAUCUAAUGUAAAAGAGCAUCGUCAUCAACUUCUGAAAAUAUUUUCUAAACCCAAAGUUAGAAUAAAUCCACUUAUACUAAUCACUUAAACUAAUAAACUUACCACCAAGAAGUAAGAUCUUUGCUGGCAGUAUCUUGCUCUUUCCAUGUCGGCUGCGACUUGGCAGGCGCACCUCUACAUAGCCCUCUUCACUGCUAAUUUGUUCGCGGGAGCUGACCUGGUAAUCUGCUCGUCUGUGUUCUCUUAAUAUUAUAUCUGUGCUGUCCACCUUCACUAGGUCAGAGUCAGGGAAAUAGUACAAAGCGAAAUUUGGAAAAGACAUGAUUUCUGUUGAAAUAUCCGUAGGCUAUAUUUGGAAUACCACAGUAUCCGUUUCCCGCUCAAAUUGCAUAUUCAAAUUGCAGUGUGUGAUUGGAGACUUACCUGCAAGCUUGUUUUGAAAAACUUGGCUCUGAUUGGCCUAAAUGAAUGCAACUGGAAAGAUAUAUAUAUAUAUAUUUCCAGUUGCAUUUAUAUAUUUUUAUUUUUUAUUUUUAUUGAAGUGCACAUAACCGUCACCGUCCGGAAAUUUGACAAAUUUAGGCACUGAAGUGACAGAAAUGAAGAAAUACAAAUCUUACCUCAAUUCACAAGAUAAAAAUAUUCCAAGAACUACAGAACAUCGCCGAUUUAAGAAGCUGGGUACAGAAAAUAAAGAGAAUUCAGCCCUAGAUGGUUACAAAAACUAUGUGUCUAUAAAUGUUUCUGAAUUACCAAGAACAACUGAAUACAGGAGAAGGAAAACACUGCUUCAAGUUAAUUGCAAAAACAAUGAGUCAACCAAGGAAAAUUACAGUGUCCAUUAUUCUACAUGCCCAGAACCAGCAAAGAGACACAAAAUGGAUGACCAAGUGCAGGAAAUAGUUGAGUUGAGUGUUAAUGAUGUGACCAAUAUUGAUGGAAGAGGCCAGCCUAAACAGUCCAACUUGUGCCAGUCUCCUGAGAGUCAUCAUCAAGAACCAAACAUUAAUUAUCAGAUAAUUCAGGACAGGCCUGUUUGUGAGGGACUUCAUGACCACAAUGCUGAUUUGCAACCAGAACCAGAAAUACCUAACCUGGAACAAGAACCAAACUCAAAUCCAUCACAGAGGAGGAAGAACUGCUUUACCCAGGAGCACCUAUCUCCAGAGGACAGAGUCUGCUUCUUUUGAUGUCCUUCAUUUUGAGGCAUAACCUCACAGGGACAGCUCUUGAAGACCUCCUCAAAUUGUUUAAUGAACAUUUCCCAGGAUCAGUACCAGCUACUUCUUACCUAUUUCAUAAAGCUUAUGGGCAGUAUGGACAAUAUGAAUCACAUUUUUACUGUUCUGGAUGCACCAACUAUAUAAGUAAGGUUAAUGGUCAGACACAAUGUUCUGUAUGUCACAUGUUGUUUGAUGCAGACACAAAUUUAAAAAAUGGAUCGUAUUUUCUGGUUUUGAAAUUAUCUUGCCAAAUUAAGGACAUUCUGGAAAAUUCUAAGAAUACAUUAGAAAGAAAAAUGUCAACUAAUGGGAUUAUUAAUGACAUACAUUCAGGAAUGGAGUAUGAAAAACUAAUCAGGAGUGGUAAAAUUAGUGAAGAGGAUGUGAGUUUACUGUGGAACUGUGAUGGUAUCCCAGUUUUCAAGAGCUCCAAAAGUCAGCUAUGGCCAAUUCAGUGUCAGAUCAUUGAACUGGAUCCAAAAGAAAGAAAAAAUAAUAUCUGCAUACCAUGUAUUUGGUUUGGAGAGAAGAAACCCAACAUGACAACUCUGUUAACUCCAUUUGUUGAUGAGCUUCAAGAACUGGAACAAAAUGGAAUUAAAUGGACAGACAAACAGGGCCAGCAACAUUCCUCUAAGGUGCAUGCACUAAUCUGUAGUUCAGAUUCAGUGGCCCGUCCACAAAUUCGAAACACAAAACAGUUCAAUGGGACAUAUGGCUGUGACUUUUGCUACCAUAAAGGUGGUGGUUCAUACUCUUAUAUAAGUCCUGAACCUCCUCUCAGAUGUGAAUCUGAGCAUUUUCAACAUGCUAUGGCUGCAACUCCUCAGCAGCCUGUAAUGGGAGUGAAAGGACCAUCUCCUUUAAUGAAGCUAGCAAACUUUCAGAUUGUCAAUGGGUUUGUGCCUGAAUACCAGCACAGUGUUUGUCUAGGAGUAACACGACAACUAAUGACAUUAUGGCUGGAUUCCACUAACCAUGAUAAACCUUGGUACAUUGGCACAAAAACCGAAGUAAUUGAUAAGCAGUUACUAGCAAUCCAGCCUCCAGUAGAGUUAACUAGAGUCCCACGUUCUGUAAAAGAACGCAAAUAUUGGAAGGCCUCAGAAUGGAGAUCUUUUCUUCUGUUCUAUGCUUUACCAGUGCUUUGUGGUGUUCUUUCCAAAAAUACUGGAACCAUCUUUUCCUUCUUGUUUUUGGCAUAUAUACUUUGCUUCAGGAAAAGAUAGAAAUGGUUGAAAUUGACAAUGCAGAGAAAGCACUGAAAAAAUUUGUUAUGGAAUUUCAGAAAUUUUACGGCAAGGAAAAUAUGUCAUUUAACUUGCACUUGAUGACACACAUUUCUGCAAGUGUGAGAAACUGGGGACCUCUUUGGGCUACAUCCACCUUUUCUUUUGAAUCUUUCAAUGGCACACUCUUGAAGUUCUUUAAUGGAACCACACAUGUCCAACAACAGAUUGUCAAGAGAUUCCUCAAGUGGAGAGACCUCACAAUCAAAGCAGACAAGUACAUGUGGAAUGCCAAAGACACAGUCAAAAAACUGUUCAAUGACAUGCAAAACAGUAAGCAAGAGACGGCUAAAUCAACACAACUGUCAGAGAUGGUUAGGGUUUUUGGUAAUCCUCAUCCAGUGACCAUUCCAGUACGGCACAUGCUUGCUAUACAGGAUCUUUUUGAUGUCAGGGUACAGCAAUGCUUGUAUUAUGAUCGUUUUCUUAUCGACGGUGUACUUUAUCACACAGAAACUAACAAACGGCUACAAAAAAGAAACAACUCUGUUGUCGAGUUAGCUGAUGGCACAUUAUGCAAGAUUAUGAGCAUUGUGGCAUUUUACUCUGAAGGUUGUAAUGCACAAAUGAGUUGUGUUUUGGUUAAGGAGCUUUGCAGGACUGCAAAACACCUUUGUAGGGAUUCUGACCUUAAAAUUUCUUCCAAGUUUAUUCAUGAGGUAAAAGAGUCAAAUUCUAUUUAUGCAGUGCAUACACAGUCUUUGAAAAGAAAAUGUGUGAUGAUUGAAUUGGAAGAGAAAAUCUAUAUCGUAUACUUGCCAAAUAAUAUUGAAAGGGACUAAAAUCAUUGCAGAUGCAUUGCAAUUCAAUAAUUGAAUUAUUGAAUUGCAUAACAUGCUUUAUAUACAGGUUUUUUUUAAUUACUUUUGGCUAAACAUGUGUAAAGCUUUGGUGUAAUUAAAAAUGUUAGAGUUAAGCUUUAAGAUUUUUUGUUUUUCUAGUAUGUAUACCUGAUCUUUUAUAUUGAUGUGUGUAAGUACUUGUAUUCACAUUGAGGUUUUAAGUGGAUUGUUCAAACUGCCUAUUGCCAUUACUGCACUGUACUGAAAGAUCUAAUGUUAAAGGAACAGUAUUCAGUGGAUAUCAUUUUUUAUUAUUAUUAUUAUUUUAACUUGUUUGUAGUAAACUUGUUUUGUGGAAAUAGACUCUUUGAAUAAUUAAUAAUACAUUUGAAUAGAUAAUUAAUAUUUAUAUAUAUACAUUUAUAUAUUUAUAAUGUUUUCA
Messenger RNA from Xyrauchen texanus (razorback sucker), 3892 nucleotides. RefSeq lists its product as uncharacterized. The transcript has 6 exons. The record is from RefSeq and is a predicted model, not a curated record. Lineage: Eukaryota; Metazoa; Chordata; Actinopteri; Cypriniformes; Catostomidae. The coding region runs from base 756 to 1346 and encodes 196 amino acids.